AGAUUCAUACUAUGGCAGCAGAGACGACGAAUCAGGAAAUCAAUUUCUCAUACCAAGAGCGUUCUCUUCUUCCUUCGCUGUACCUCUCGCAUUGUUUCUAAGGUUCUGAAAGAAGUAAACAUGUCAGUUCUUAUUAUGACGAGCCUUGGGGAUAUAGUAAUUGACCUUUACUCGACUAAAUGCCCUUUGACCUGCAAGAACUUCCUCAAGCUUUGCAAGAUCAAAUACUACAAUGGGUGCCUGUUUCACACUGUGCAAAAGGAUUUCACAGCUCAGACGGGUGAUCCAACUGGCACAGGAGCUGGUGGAGAUUCAAUCUACAAAUUUCUGUAUGGUGAGCAGGCUCGUUUUUUCGGUGAUGAGAUUCAUCUUGAUUUAAAACAUUCAAAGACCGGUACUGUUGCAAUGGCCAGUGGUGGAGAAAAUCUCAAUGCUUCCCAGUUCUAUUUUACACUUCGUGAUGAUUUGGACUAUCUUGAUGGGAAACACACUGUGUUUGGGGAGAUUGCUGAGGGGUUGGACACUUUGACUAGGAUAAACGAAGCUUAUGUUGAUGCAAAGAACAGACCUUACAAAAAUAUUAGAAUCAAGCACACUUAUAUACUUGAUGAUCCAUUUGAUGAUCCCCCACAGCUGGCUGAAAUGAUACCAGGAUCUUCCCCCGAAGGAAAACCGACGGAAGAGGUCAAAGAUGACGUGCGACUUGAAGAUGAUUGGGUACCAAUGGAUGAAGAACUUGGUGCCCAGGAACUGGAGGAAAUUAUCCGCGAAAAGGCUGCCCAUUCUAGUGCUGUUGUACUUGAAAGUAUAGGAGAUAUUCCUGAGGCUGAGGUAAAACCUCCUGACAACGUGCUGUUUGUCUGCAAACUGAAUCCUGUGACUGAGGAUGAGGACCUCCAUACUAUAUUUUCACGCUUUGGAACCGUUGUAUCGGCUGAUAUAAUCCGGGAUUUCAAGACAGGUGACAGUUUGUGCUAUGCUUUUAUAGAGUUUGAAAACAAGGAGUCAUGUGAACAGGCGUAUUAUAAGAUGGACAAUGCUCUGAUCGAUGAUAGACGAAUACAUGUGGAUUUCAGUCAGAGUGUGUCCAAACUUUGGUCACAGUUCCGGCAGAAAGACUCCCAGAAGGGUAAAGGGAAUGGAUGUUUCAAAUGCGGCUCGACGGAACAUGUUGCUAAGGACUGUGUGGGUGGUGAUCAGGCUUCAAAGUACAUUGUAAAAGAUCAAAACAGACAGCACGGAGGAGGUGAAGGCUAUGAUAUGGUAUUUGAGGGUGAUGUACCUGAAUUGCCUAAGAGAGAGCAUAAUAGUCAAGAGAGGGAAGUGAGGGAGAGGAGGGAGAAGAGUCAAAGGAGAAGUCCUCAUGGUAAUGGGGAAGGCAAAAGACGCCAGAGAGAUGAAGUUGAUGAUGGUAGAAGACAGCAUGGCCGGGAAGAGGUAAGAGAAAAGGAGAGGAGACACAGAGAGAGAGAAGAAAGAGACAGUAGGGAAGAUGAAGAAGAGAGAAGAAGAAGAAGACGCCGUGAAGAGAUGAGAGAUAGAGAUAGGCGUGAGGAGAGUCGAAGAUACAGAGACGAGGAUCAUCAGAGUCAUAAAGAGAGGAGAAGAGAGAGAGACAAUGGACAUGGAAGAAGGGAUAGGUGAAAGACCAUGGGCUUGGCGUUUAGGGUUGAUAGGGUUUUAGGUGGGUUCUGUAUCUCUUGAGUUUUUGACUAAGUCAAAGUUUUAAUUGUUUCCCUAUUAACUCAUCUAGUAAAACUAGAUUAGCUUUGGUCUCUUUCUUUAUAUAACGCUUUUAUCACAAACCAGCCAUACUCUCCUCCUAUCAUUAUUUUUCAAUUGAAUUAUCUUUGUUUA
Molecule: messenger RNA, 1857 nt
Organism: Capsella rubella
Lineage: Eukaryota; Viridiplantae; Streptophyta; Magnoliopsida; Brassicales; Brassicaceae
Product: peptidyl-prolyl cis-trans isomerase CYP59
Exons: 12
Coding region: 121-1644 (507 amino acids)
Biological process (GO): protein peptidyl-prolyl isomerization
Cellular component (GO): nucleus
Molecular function (GO): zinc ion binding; peptidyl-prolyl cis-trans isomerase activity; RNA binding
Source: RefSeq, a predicted model, not a curated record